Hemicordylus capensis (graceful crag lizard) is the source of this 3006-nucleotide messenger RNA. It is a transcript of the gene C3H10orf88, whose product is annotated as chromosome 3 C10orf88 homolog. The record is from RefSeq and is a predicted model, not a curated record. The transcript has 6 exons. Bases 1280 to 2656 code for a protein of 458 amino acids. Lineage: Eukaryota; Metazoa; Chordata; Lepidosauria; Squamata; Cordylidae.
GCUUCCUGUCUCUGAGCAUCCGAGCUAGUUUACGAUGAGCGCAUGGAAGCCAGGACUUACUCUAAACCAGAGGUAUUUUUUUGUGUGAAGCCAAAACUUGCUCAUCCGAGCUAUUUUUGCGUGUGCAACCUCCCCACGUUGUACAGCCCGUUUUAUUGUUACUGCAGUGCGAUGACUUAAGUGACACAUGAACACUCAGCGAAAUGGGUUCACUUGCAAUAUUUAUUUAUUUAAUCAGCAAACUUAUUACGUAAGUCUUAUACUGUCUAGCUACUUGUCGAUAACGUGUGUACUGUGUGGGAUCGCAGUGGAAACCAGUAUCACCAGCAGAGUUUGCGUAGACGACACUCCUUAAAGUCUUUAUAAACCACUGUCAUCAACCUCGGUCUCCACAACGUGUGGAUAUAAUAAUACAGAGGAGGAUCAUUAAAUUCCCGUUCCAGUCUGCUGUAAGAGAACAGUGGACUAAAAUUGAGGGUUGUCCUCUCUCAUAUUCUCAUACUCGACCACCAUAACCCGCCCCCACCCCCCACUCAUUCACACACCGACACACCAAUUUGCGAUAUGGAGAUAGAUAUUAAAAGGGUUAUGUAACACAGUCAUCAGGAAUUAUUCAGACAAUCAGACUCGGUUCUCCUCAACACCAAGUUCCAAACUGCUAAGGAUAAUAAGUACAGACUAUCUUGCAUUCUCUCUUUUUGUCUUAGAGCUUCAUAAUCUAUCUCAACCCUCUUCCAUUUUGCAAUAUGAGGACAGUAAUACGAGACAGUUUAUUUCACCUUCUUCACAGGAAUGUUUGCGGCGCACUUACAUAUAUAUAUUAUAUAGUUUCGCAACACAAGAACCGAGUUUGCGAGAGCAUGAACGUCUGUCUUUCUUAAUACUUUUGGGGCGGUGUGCUAGAGAUACGCCGUAGCCAAAUCACUGUAAGGAGAAAGUCCGGGAUUUUUCCGUUCUCUCCUAGGAGCGGGUUGUUUUGUUUUGGGUUUUACUUUUUUUUGCCACUUAUCGAGAGAUAGCAAAGGCGUCAAAGAAUACCAGGAAACCCAGGCUGGGGACCAAGGAACUGUCUGCCUCUCUAUGAUCCGGCCAAUACUUUUCUAUGUCUAUUGAAAGUGAUAGAAAGACUUUUUAAAGGCUGUACACAGGCGGAAGUUCCUGUUCCGAAUAGUGUCCGGUAAAAAAACACGCUCGCUCAAAGCGAAGUUCCUCCUUCAGGAAGGAGCCCCUGUCCAGAGCAGCACCUGCUUGACAACGAGGGACCGGGCGGCUGCUCGCAAUGGCCGCCACCACCACCACCAGCAGCCACCUGACAGCGACCACUCAGGAUGAAGAAGCUCCUUUCACCAGCCUCGCUGACCGUUCCCGUAUAUCAGCCGCCUGCUCCUGGGAGUGUCGUGCGGCCCUGGCGAGCGUCCUGCAUCUCGCCCCGGAGGGGGAACUGGGCGCUUGGGAGCCUUUGGAGCCUCCGCAGAACGGUAAGAAUGUUGUGGUACUAGAAAGACGAUUAAACAACGAUAAUGUAGCACCAUGUUUAUUGUACUUGCACUGUGACCCCCGUGGAUCUGAAGAAAUUACUGGUCUUGGUAUUGUAAGUGAGGCACGGAACAUGGAAGUAUACAUGGGAGAAGAAUACUGUGGAACUGGGAGGGGAGAGAAAUUUUUUACUACCCAGAAUGGCAGCAAAAAUGACCAGGUUACAUUAUACAAAAAGUAUCUUAAAUUGGAGUGCUCCACAGCCUCUUGUAAGAUUAAGCUACUGUCGAUCGGUGAAAAACAAAGAGUACUCAUCAGUAAAAUCAUAGUACAAGUCAAAGCAGUCUGUACAAAAUCUGUGCCAGACUUCGCUUCACUAGGAUCAGGAAUAGACCUAGACAAAGUGCAGACUAUGAUGGAAUCUAUGGGAUCAAAAUUAUCACCUGGGGCUCAACAGCUCCUGGAUAUGGUUCGCAUUCAACAGAAGAAUGGUCUUCCUUUUGGAGGCAAGUUACAAAAUAUAUUUGGGAGAAAAGGAUUCAUGUUUGGAAGCAAUCAUACCAUUGAUGGAUUGCAAAGGUCAACUGAUUUUGGAAGACGAGAUCUCUUACCCAAUGGACCCUCUCCUCUUAAACCUGGUUUGGCAGCUGGAACUGUUCUAGAAGACUUGAAAAUAUACACCGAUAUGAACAAACCAAUACCAAGUAGAGAGGAUAUAUUUGAGCCUCCUGGACUUGAAACUCCACAGCACAGUGCCAUAUUGUCUCCAAAUGACUUUAAAUGCUUGGUGUCAUCAUUUUUACAAGAGCAAGCAAAUGAAAACCCAAAUACCCCCAAUUCAACACUGCUGCUUCCAUUUCUUCAAACUGUAUGUGGUCAGGUGAAUCGUCUGCGAAUAGAUGAAAGGAAUAAACACUGUGGGAGAAAUUCUAUAUUUGAGGAUGAUGAGAUUCAGACUCUUGGUGUGGAACAGCAGCCUGUUUGCCUCUAUCUAGAAAAGAUCAUUUCCAAAAAAAUGGAACUGAUGGAGAAAAGAUUAAUGGACUACAUAGAUCUGCGUAUGCAGAAACUUCAAGAAGAUCUUGAUAGUAAAAUUGUUACAAUAAUGGAUUUGGUUCAGACUUCUAAAAAAUGUUCAGAAGAGCACAAUCCUUCAAAAGAAGAACACUCAAAUGGGUAGAAAACAUUUAAAAAAUUGAAGACCUCAACAUAAAUGUUUUUGCAGGGCAAGUAUUUAUUAUGCAAGCGUUUCAAAAUGUUAUGGUUACAGCUCGUAAAUAUUUAAAUCGUCAGUAUUUGUACUUGUUAUAAUUUCCCUCAGUAUUUGACACUAAUGUUAGUGUGUGUAUAUCUGUAAUGUGGGGAGGGGGUGGGAUCCACACAAUAUUUUUUACAGUUCAGAGAACAUUUCUACAUCUACCUAUGGCUUAUUUAUUCAUUAACAGUUCAAAAAAUUACUUUUUUGGAUGUUUGUAAACCUCAUAUUGAACUAUGGGAGAUAAACUCUAAAUAAAGUUAUGUGCAGCUUUA